This is a messenger RNA of Paramuricea clavata, 4274 nucleotides long. The record is from the annotation of a GenBank genome assembly. Lineage: Eukaryota; Metazoa; Cnidaria; Anthozoa; Malacalcyonacea; Plexauridae.
AUGGCAUUGGUCGCAGGUGAUUUUGUAAACAACAUUUUUCGAAAACAUAAAUUGUGCUUGGCUGUGGCACAAUUAAAUCGAGUGCAGUUUCUGAUGUUUUCUCUCCUGCCUGGAGCAAGCGCUUGUCUCAAUGAUGUUGACCUGUGGAUCACUCUAACGUGGAAACCUUCGUCUUUAAAAAUGUUGGUAAUUUUCCUAUCGAUGGCAUCUGAGAUGUCAUCAUAUCGUAAAAUUCCCCGUAUGUCAGCCAAAACGGUUGAAGGCAAGAUCAACCCAGUCUGGAAGAGAAUAUGCAACCGAAGAAACAUCUCCAAAUACGUGAGGCGCAGUUUCACAUCUACUAACACCGAUCUACCACGCUUUUACCACCUUAUCAAAACACACAAAUUGACUCAAGCAGUCAAAAUCCGACCCAUAGUUUCCAACUUCAAUGGCCCAACCACACGUCUUUCAUGUUUACUUGCUCGAACCCUUAGACCACUGCUCAAACAUGACCCAGCACAUCUAGAGAACAGCCUACAGCUAAUAGACCGCAUCCAACAAACAGAUCACACAGCAAAUCAACAACUUUCCUAUCUGUUCAGCCUGGACGUAGUGGCCCUUUACACUUCAGUCCCAGUCAAUGAAGCCAUCAACAUUGCAGUCGACAAUUUUCCAUCCACCACUGGACCGCUUACAAGGGAAGACAUUAAAGAUCUUCUAACUGUCAUAUUACACAAUACCUACUUCUGUUUCAAUACUCAGGUUUUCCUGCAGAUCGAGGGCCUUCCGAUGGGAUCAAGCCUUUCAGGUAUCCUAGCUAUUCUGUUUAUGGAUAGUCUGGAAUGCGGUGUUAUCGAUCUUUACAACAUUUCCAACCCAUACGAUAGAUAUGUUGAUAUAUACAGCCAGGCCUCAGAUGAGAAAGAAGCAGAUACAUUCCAUUCUAUUAUGAACUCGGCACACCCACGGAUACUGUUUGAAAUUGAAAAGCCAAAUACCUCCCCGGAUGGUCGAUCCCUUUCCCUGCUUGAUUUCACGGUUACCAUCGGACCAGACGGGAAUACAGAGUUUGAAUUCUACAAAAAGAAAGCAAAGAAACCUAUCUGCAUCAACUAUAAAUCAGCUAUACCUAAGAAGACCAAGCGAAAUAUCAUCCGCAACAAAAUGCGACGUAUAGAUCAAAGAUGCUCUAACCAAACUACGAAAGAGAACCACCAGAAAGCAUUCAUAGAUGUCCUUUCCCAAAAUGAUUACCCACGCAGUUUCACAAAUGAUAUAACACCCGAGAACGCAUCACGUCGUCAUCAUGAACCACCGCCAAACAAUGAUACCGAUUGGUUAUAUCUCGGCACCCCUUACAUCUCAGAUGCCAUCAAUAGGAAAAUUACCAACAUUUUUAAAGACGAAGGUUUCCCCGUUAGAGUGGUCCACAGGUCAACGUCAUUGAGACAAGCGCUUGCUCCAGGCAGGAGAGAAAACAUCAGAAACUGCACUCAAUUUAAUUGUGCCACAGCCAAGCACAAUUUAUGUGCUAUGUCAAACAUGAGUUUGUCAAUCAUAACUUUUUGUUUUGCCAUAAUAACUUUUGUGGGCGUGGUGUCAAGCACACUGUCUUGCACGCGAAAAUUUCUUCUUAUUUUUCACACGGACUGACUUUAUACUGACAGAAUUGCUAUAGAAAGCGAAAUGACAGAUUUAUAGCACCUUCUGGAUAUGUUUACGUAUCAAACCUCUGUAAUACAAGUGUCGUUUUGAGUUUUGACGCUGAAAUUCAAAGUUUCGCAUACAAAACAACAUGUUUUAUACCACACCCACAGAAGUUAUUAUGUCAAAACAAAAUGUUUUAGGAGCGAAACAAAAAGUUUUGAAUGACAAACUCACGCUGAAGAAAUGUUUUAAAACCUAGCUAGUUAUACAUGCACGCUUCACGGAAGCUCGAAAAUGGUAGUAUUAAUAUAAUAAUAAUGAUAAUAACAAUAACAAUAAUAACAAUAACGAUAAUACCGGGUGGCCCAAAAAAAAGUACUCCUGUUUGAUUCGUAAUAACAUCUAAACAAGUAUAGCUUUUAAAGAGAAAUAACUUGCAUCAAAUAGAGGAAGGACUAACUUAGACUUUGAUAUAUUACAGUUGUAUUUCACUUAAAAAUUCACGGAGAUAUUAAUCUUUAAAUUCGGGAGGAUAUUUCUGGAUGUGUCUGAAAUAUGCAAAAAUCGGCGUAUCAAAUAUUAAUCAAGAUUUGCCCGACUGAAACAUGCACUAUUACCAGUAAAUAAAUGACACUUGACAAAUUGUUUAUUAUGAAACAAAGUAUUAUUAUAUCUAUUAAUCCUGCUCUAACCGAGAAUAAUCAACUUUGUUUUGAACCCAUGAAAAACAUAAAAAUAGGUUAUUUAAGAAAAAUUGAAGCGCCUGCCUUGCAUGGUCUUUCAGUACCUUAAGUUUGCAAAGACCUAUUAAAUACUUACAUAAUUUCGAACGUUCAUAUUUCAGGAAACAAUAAGUUAAGACUUACAUGUAAGAUGUCUAAAUCUACGCCAUAUCCUUGCAAACACUAACGACAAUUCGCUGAAAUACAAUUUACCCUGAUAUGUCAUUAAGCAAACAAACGCUGGAGUGAAAAUUUGAUACGCCGAUUUUCGCUAAUUUUAGACACAUCCCAAAAUAUGCUCCCGAUUUUGAACAUUAAUAUCUCCGUGAAUUUUUAAGUAAAAUACAACUGUAACAUAUCAAAAUCUAAGUUAGUCCUUCCUCUAUUUAAUGCAAGUUAUUUCUGUUUGAUAGCUUUACUUGUUUAGAAGUUAUUAUAAAUCAAACAGGAGUACUUUUUUUGGGCCACCCGGUAGUAACAACAAUAAUAACAAUAAUUCAUGCAUUGCUUUUUUGUGAACAGCAAUUUUUGGUAAAUGUAGAACCAAACACAAAGAAAACACAAAAAACAGUCCAUCAAUGUCGGCAAUGGUACAGGAUUGCGAGUUCAAGGCAAUCUUGGCCAAAAGUUCGUACAACGACCAAACAAAUUCGCAACUUUUUAAUAUGCUUGGGUUUUAAAAUCAUAUUGCACCUCCCCCCGCUCCCCCCGUUCAAUGUUGGUUUCCCGCAAUUCAAGUACAUGUAGAAUUUUAUCUGUACAAUAUGUCCGACCAUAAAAGUAGACCAAACGGCAACGUUGAAUGGGGGGAAGGGGGGAGGCUUGAAAAAUGCACAAAAAUGCAUCAUCGUCCUACGCUUUAUGGCCAAGAUUGAAGGUUCCUUGGACAAGAACAGAAUGACAAAGGUAAUCUAUUGUGAGGGAGGCCAGCAUUAAGAUUUGAUUAUCAGCACGAUUGGCUGUGACUAAAUGAUUUACAAAUUUGUCAUUAAUCAUUUUUUCAUUUUCAGCAUGCAACAUACAAUCUUUGAACCGGAAACACCUCGUAGGUGUUGUGACGCUGGCCCUGACUGGACACCUGGAUGCUGCAGUGAUCGUGAGAGUGGUGGUUCAUUGGAAGCCUUGUGUGCCGACUCUCCAAAUAGAAGGGACAAAGCUGUGCAAGACUUCAACGAAUCGAUGUCUAAAAUAGCGGCACACACGCCAGUUGGAGCAAUAGAGCCACUGGUGUUUCAGUUACCUGCAAGCUGGGACGAAGCAAAAAUAGAAGAUAAGAAAAUUUGCAAGGAAAGAGCUUUAGAUGCAUGUCAAACAGUUUGCGAGUUUAUAGUGCCUAAAGAUGGCAACAAGCUAUUCCAAGCAAUCCAACAAGAACCCAGAGGCCCUACAACUGAGCUAAUUGCGUUAAUGUGUGCCUAUCGUGAUGCACAGACUCGGAACGUGAAGAGACAAAUACUCAGUAUAUAUGCAUACCAUCAUACCAUGAAAAAAUUGCAAGCCUUUCAUGAACCUUAUGAAAAAGUCAGCAUGAGACAAAUCAAACUGUCCAGAUUGCAUGCUAAGCAAACAGGCCUAGGAUCUGUUGUUACUAAAAUAUUCCAUCAUCGUGUGUGUCUUGACACACAUAAGGUUGAUCACUUUGUUGAGUUUAUCAACCGUCCUUAUUUUUACCAGGACGUUACGUACGGAACAAGAAAGCUGUCCCUAGAUGGAGGCAGCCAAAUUACAAUGCCUAAUGUCAUCCGUACUGUUACAAGAUCCACUAUGGUGAUGCAAUACUUACAAUACUGCAAAGAAGAGUCACUUGAGCCCAUCAGUCGUUCCACAAUGUAUCAAAUUUUGGAAGUGCGCGAAGCAUCUCAACGUACAUCAUUAUGUGGCCUCGAUAACACUGCUGGCGAAGGGGCAUCCGCUUUUUUUUGA